Molecule: messenger RNA, 2726 nt
Organism: Prinia subflava (tawny-flanked prinia)
Lineage: Eukaryota; Metazoa; Chordata; Aves; Passeriformes; Cisticolidae
Product: hydroxyacylglutathione hydrolase, mitochondrial
Exons: 10
Coding region: 954-1736 (260 amino acids)
Biological process (GO): glutathione metabolic process
Cellular component (GO): mitochondrion
Molecular function (GO): hydroxyacylglutathione hydrolase activity
Source: RefSeq, a predicted model, not a curated record
GUGACAGCCUGUACCGGUGAUGGAACCAGCCCGCUCUGCCCCAGCUGUGCGUUCGCGUUUCGGGCCUAAAUCCUGCACGCCGGUGCUGGGCUCUCUGGGAAGUCUGCGCCGGUGGUUUUGCAUCACUCGGGUUUUAAGAGGUGGCCGUAGUGAGCGAGAAUGGCUCGGAUUCUCUGCCGGACGCGGCCGCAGCUGCGGUGCGGGAAUGUCAGACCGGGCCAGGGCAGUCCCCGGGAUCUGCGACUUCCACGCCGCCGGGAGCGGGAGCUGCCCUGGGCUCCGACCCAUUUCUUGGAGCCACAAACUCGCUGGGUACCCAAAAAAAUCCCUGCGUGCGGAGUGUAAAGCGUGAGCGUGGUUCUUGCGAGGCAGCACAGCGGCUGGGCGUGCAGGCAUGUCUGAGUGACAGCCCUGCCUGAAACGGGAAUUUUCCACUCUUUUAUGUAAUAAAGAGAGUAACCCCAAACGUUCUGGAGGAAGUGCAGCAGCAGCCUGGCUCUGAGGGAACCUGCCCGCUGUCAGUCCCGGCACGGAGGCGUUUCUGUGCUGACAUUAACACUUCCAGCUGCAAAGCCUUUCCCCUUGGCCGCUCCAGCUGUGCUCGGAGCCCUUCCAGAGCCCCAGCGGGGGAUUCAGAGCCGCUGUCCCGCUCCUCUGCUCCAGGCGUGCGGUCAGGAGGAGAAUGAAGGCGUUAAUUGUGGGGUUAAUUGUGUGUGUGACAGCGAUCUGAGUUAGUGCUGGGCAGGAGCCGGGGAGCUCCUCGGGCUGGGCAGGUCCGAGCAGUGCGGGAGAAGCUCCCAGCUCUGCUCCCGAGGUGCAGCUGAGCUGCAGAUGGCAACUGCCAGCACGAGUCUUCUCCAGAGGAACACUCUGCAGGUCCAGCACAGCUGCGAGCUAAAUUCCUGCACACGGAGCACGAGCUGAGGGAGCCCAAGACAGUGAGCCAGGCCGACAUGAAGGUGGAAAUCCUGCCCGCCCUCACUGACAACUACAUGUACCUGCUCAUCGACCAGGACACCAGGGAGGCUGCCAUAGUGGACCCUGUGCAGCCCCAGAAGGUCCUGGAUGCUGUCAAGAAGCACGGCGUGAAGCUGACCACAGUCCUGACCACCCACCACCACUGGGACCAUGCUGGAGGCAACGAGAAGCUGGUGAAGAUGGAGCCGGGGCUGCGCGUGUUCGGGGGGGACGGCAGGGUGGGGGCCCUGACGCAGAGAGUGUCCCACCUGACAGCCCUGAAGGUGGGAUCUCUGAGUGUGAAAUGCCUCAGUACGCCGUGUCACACCUCGGGACACAUCUGUUAUUAUGUGACUAAGCCAAAUAGCUCCGAGCCACCUGCAGUUUUUACAGGUGACACCCUGUUCGUGGCUGGCUGCGGGAAGUUCUUCGAGGGCACCCCCGAGGAGAUGUACAAGGCCCUGAUCGAGAUUUUGGGCAGCCUGGACCCCAGAACGAGAGUUUACUGUGGCCACGAGUACACCAUCAACAACCUCAAGUUUGCUCGGCACGUGGAACCCAGCAACCCCAGCAUCCAGGAGAAGCUGGCCUGGGCCAAGGCCCAGUACGACAGUGGGGAGCCCACCAUCCCCUCCACCAUCGCCGAGGAGUUCACCUACAACCCCUUCAUGAGAGUCAGGGAGAAAUCAGUGCAGGACCACGCCGGGGAGAGCGACCCUGUCCGGGCCAUGGGGGCCAUCAGGAAAGAGAAGGACAACUUCCGAGUGCCCAAGGACUGAGCACUGCCUGCGUCCCUCUAAUGUCACUGCAGGUGUCACUCAGACCAUUCACAUGUUGUAGGAGUCAAAUCUUCUGUUGUGGUUGAGAUGAGUUUUAUUUAGGGGUUUUUUUGUUUCGUUUUAAUUAAGGAAAAAAAAAAGCACUUUGCCCUCGUUGAGAUGUUCUAGAGCAUAUUUAUAUUGUGAUGAAGAAUGUUUAUCCUCCUCUUGCUGUCUCUCAAGCUGCCACGUGCCACCUGCAGAUCUUUGUGUUGGUGUGAGACUGGAGCUGGGCAGGAUCAGCCUGCAGGUUUAGGAAGAAGCUCCUGGUACUUUUGUGGGAGCCCGAUGUGGAUGCAGAGGGUGGGACUGAGAUGUCUUUGUUUGAUGCAGAGACCAAAUGCAGGAGCUGAAGAUUUCAACUUUCCUUCCACGCUGCUGCUUCAACAUUCUGGGUGUCGCUUCUGGCUGCACUAAACCCCUUCCAGGGGCAGAGCAGCCCUGCCAGAGCUGCUCCAGAGCUGCUCCAGGGCAUCCCUGUGGGCUGCUCUGCCCCUGGGGGGGCUCGUGGGGCCACCCAGCUUCUCUCUUGUCCCUGGCAUUGCUCUGCUUGCACCCUUGGAGUCCCGAGCCUGUUUGCAUGAGCCUGCUGUUCCCUAUGCCCUGUGUGUGCCCUGUGCCAGCCCCAGACCCGCAGGGAUGUGUCUGGUGGCUCAGAAUGCAGGGACAGCCACUCCUGGGCAGUGACUGUCCCCUGGGCCGUGGUGGCAGCCCUGGGGCCUGUGGGUGACAGCAGCUGAGCAGUUGUUACCUGGCCCCAGGUGAGCAGGGCUGUGGGGUGGCACCAGGUGUGGAUUUGCUUUAAAAUGCUGAAUUUUCUGUAGUUCAGAAAGAGGAGUGGUGCCUAAAGCUGUGGUGUCUCCUGGAGCGCUGUGCUGCCACACCAGAGUGUGACUGUACUGAGGGCUGGGCAGAGGGGAAAUAAAUAACAGCUGGAAAAAGGUUCUUAAA